Messenger RNA from Gopherus flavomarginatus (Mexican gopher tortoise), 954 nucleotides. It is a transcript of the gene BHLHE23, whose product is annotated as basic helix-loop-helix family member e23. Lineage: Eukaryota; Metazoa; Chordata; Testudines; Testudinidae. Gene Ontology annotation, molecular function: protein dimerization activity. The record is from RefSeq and is a predicted model, not a curated record.
AUGAGUGUUGCCCAGGGAGCCGAGCUCUUCCCGGGCUCCGGGGACCUCCCCGACAAGGCGAUGGCCGAGCUGAAGUCCCUGGGCAGCGACCCCUACCUGGCCCUGGCUCAGAGCUACGGCCAGUCCGCCUUCGCCUACGGGCCGGGGCGCGGCGCGGCGGAGAGCCCGCGGGGCUACGCGGGCAGCGGCGGGGCUUUCCACCCCACCCCGCUGGGCAAGUCGGCGGAGAGCAGCGGCGAGCAGAGCGGGGACGAGGAGGACGCCUUCGAGCCGGCCAAGGGGAGCCCGGCGUACGAGCGGGACGGCAAACUGCAGGGGAAGAAGCCCAAGGAGCAGCGCUCGCUGCGGCUCAGCAUCAACGCCCGGGAGCGCCGGCGGAUGCACGACCUGAACGACGCGCUGGACGGGCUGCGCUCGGUCAUCCCCUACGCCCACAGCCCCUCGGUGAGGAAACUCUCCAAAAUCGCCACCCUGCUGCUGGCCAAGAACUACAUCCUCAUGCAGGCGCAGGCUCUGGAGGAGAUGAGGCGGCUAGUGGCCUAUCUGAACCAAGGGCAGACCCUCAGCACCCCUCUCCCUGCCACACUCAACCCCUUCGGACAGUCAGCUGUGUACCCCUUCUCGGGCACCGCCCUGCCCAGCUGCCCUGAGAAAUGCACUGCCUUCCCUGGGACAGCCUCCACGCUCUGCAAACACUUUGGCAGUCUAAGCAAAAUAAAUGAUGAAGUCAAUGUAAGGUGUAAAGAAACAUCAUUUGGAUUAGACUGGUGGAAGUUAGAAGACCAGUUUAUCUGUUUUUAUGUGUCAAGGCAAAGAGAAUGAGAUGAGACAAAAGUUAUGUUUAAAACACUUCUGACAAAACUAAAGGCAAGAAGAACCAUUGCUGAAGCAAAAAUGACUAGGAAACACAAAAAUCAUUUUAAAUUCUGCAGACUGAAUCAGUGCCAGAGAUGA